Anarrhichthys ocellatus (wolf-eel) is the source of this 2134-nucleotide messenger RNA. It is a transcript of the gene ints14, whose product is annotated as integrator complex subunit 14. The record is from RefSeq and is a predicted model, not a curated record. Gene Ontology annotation, biological process: snRNA 3'-end processing. Lineage: Eukaryota; Metazoa; Chordata; Actinopteri; Perciformes; Anarhichadidae. Gene Ontology annotation, cellular component: integrator complex. The transcript has 12 exons. Bases 131 to 1669 code for a protein of 512 amino acids.
CCCGGACGGAAGUAGUGGUGCACAGUCAAACACACAAACACUGAUGGCGAGCAAAACGUUGAAUGUGAGAGCACAUUGGUGGGUACUAUAAGUCCAUUGUGUUGUUGGUCAUCUAUUCAAUCAGUGCGCCAUGCCUACCGUGGUCCUAAUGGACGUGUCUCUGUCCAUGACACGGCCAGUGUUGCUGGAUGGCAGCGAGGAGUUUCAGAGGAAGAACCUGGCUGUCCACGGACUGAACAUGUUGUUUGAACACAUGGCCUCAAACUACCGCUUGGAGUUCACAUCACUGAUGGCCUUUUCUUCCCUCUGGGAGCUCUUGGUGCCUUUCACCAGAGAUUACAAUGCAUUACAGGAGGCUCUGAGCAACCUGGAAGAUUAUGACAAGACAUGUCUGGAAUCAGCUCUUAAUGGAGUUAGUAAUGUGGUACAGCAGGAGUGGGGCAGUGCCUGUCCCUGUCAGGUGGUGCUGGUUACCGAUGGAUCUCUUGGUAUUGGAAAGGGUUCCCUACGUCACUCCCUCCAAACACUGAAGCAUCGAGUGGAUGACAAGAAGUUCCCACUCCCUUUCCCCUUCCCUACCAAAAUGUUCAUCAUGUCUGUAGCCAAUGCAGAGGAGUUACAGAUGACUGAUGCCAUGGACAACUUGGAGGAGCUACUUCGUCUCAGCGGAGGUGAUGGACAGAUCUUUACUACGGAGGGACCUCUUUGCAUGAAGAGUGUACAGGCCAUGUUUGGGAGGCUGAUUGAUCACGCGUACACUCCCCUCCAUGCUGUGCUGCACUGUGGGAACUUGUCCUCGGACGUUCAGGUGUUCCCUCGGCCUGAGCCUAUUGUGAUGGAUGAAGAAGUGGAACCCAUGCCCCGAUCAGUCAAUACUGAUUUGGAAAUUGUCGGCUUCAUUGAAAUUGCUGACAUUUCCAGUCCUCCUGUUAUUUCUAGACACUUGGUGUUGCCCAUUAAUGUAAACAAAGAGGUGGAUGAAGUUGGCACAGGAACCACAGAUGAGCUUGAGGAGGAACCCUCUGCCAGUCAAAUGGCAGGCAAAAGUCCAAAUUUCUGUGUACUUUUACAUGGCAGCCUGAAAGUGGAGGGCAUGGUGGCACUGGUUCAGCUGGGGCCGGAAUGGUACGGCAUGCUGUACUCCCAAGCUGACAGUAAAAAGAAAUCAAACCUGAUGAUGUCUCUGUUUGAGCCCGGUCCAGAACCUCUGCCUUGGCUGGGCAAGAUCACACAUCUGGGACCAAUAUCAGAGGCUGCUGAAAAUCCCUACGGAGAGGACGACAGUAAAAGUCCUUUCCCUCUGCAGCCCUCGGCCAAACGAAGCUACGCCCAGAAUGUCACUGUGUGGAUUAAGGCCAGUGGACUACAGACUGAUGUCCAGAAGAUCCUGAGGAAUGCAAGGAAAUUGCCAGAUAAAACUCAAACCUUCUACAAGGAGCUAAACCGUCUUCGGAAGGCCGCCCUGGCUUUUGGUUUCUGGGAGCUCCUGAAGGGAGUGGCGGACCUGUUGGAGAGAGAGUGCACCCUGCUGCCAGACUCCGCCCACCCGGAUGCCGCUUUCCAGCUCUCCCACGCUGCACAGCAACUCAAACUGGCCAGCACUGGUGACUCCCAGUAUGCUGCUUUCGAUCACAACAUUGCUCCAAUGCACACAGACUUCUCCAGCUGAGCCACGUCUCAAUUAGUAAUUACCUAAAAUAUAGUACCCUCAGCCUGUAUGUGUGCUUUAUGUGGUUUAAAGAAAUCUAAGUGAACCUAAAGGAGUCUGUUUGAUAACGUACUCCUUUGACUGAGGUGAUGAGGUGUUUGUAAAAUAGGUGUUUUCUUUUUUUUUUUUAACAUGUUUCUUUGUAUGACCGUUUCCACAAAUUGACCAGAUAACAUUUUUUUAUUCAGUGUCAAAUAACAUUUACAAGAAACCUGUGAAAUGACUGUUAUUGUUGGCAUUUAAAAUUCAGGUGAAAAUAAUGAAAUAAAGCGGGGAAGGCAUACAAAGUCUACAUAGCAGGAUAUUAUUGAGCAGAAGUGACACAAAAUGUUCAGAUUUUAGAAGUAACCAGAGUCGUUUUUCCUGAGGUUUGUUGGACGGUUCAAAAAUCUGGAAUGUUAACAAUUAAAGUAUUUCUUGAGAUUU